Molecule: messenger RNA, 528 nt
Organism: Lactuca saligna
Lineage: Eukaryota; Viridiplantae; Streptophyta; Magnoliopsida; Asterales; Asteraceae
Source: the annotation of a GenBank genome assembly
AUGGAACACUCCCAAACGAUGCCUGCUGAGGUAAAGGCUUUUCUGGAGAUGGAUUUUUCCUCCUACCUCCACCUUGGCGAGCUCUACAUGGAGGGUCUACACCGGUUGUGUAGUGACCUUGAUGAUGAAGGGAAACAUCCUAAGGGUAGCACUUCUGGGGUUGGGCCUUCCUCCACUCCUCUUGGGAAAAGUUAUGAGCAUUUGAAGCUUAUGGUUACAUCCCCACAACAGUUUCACUCAAAUGAUGUGGAUGAUCAGGCCUUCUUAUCAUUUGAUGGUAUGGCCUGGAACUGGAAGAGAGCUGGUCAUCCGAGGAGCAUAUCAUCGUCGUUUGGGCGACAUACUACCGAGAACUCUAUUACCCUUGUUCUUUUUUCCCUUUCAUCAUGGAUGACUAGGGGUUUUAGAUCUUCUGUCCAUGGGGUAGGAGUUGGCAGAAACACGGCUCGUAAAGAAUGUCGGUACUACUGUCGUUAUCGAUUAGCACUCGAUGAAUUUUUUUUCGGUGCACGUAGGCAGUUGUCAUGA